AUGGCGUCCUUGAACUUGUUCCUCUCUCCUGUUGUCACCCCUCAAAGAAGAGUUACUCUAACUCGUACUGCAGCCACAGCGGGUAAAAGCUCCGGUGGAAGCAGCGAGGAGAAGAGCAUUCUCGACUUUAUACUCGGGGGUUUGACAAAGCAAGAUCAAUUCUACGAGACUGAUCCCAUCCUGAAGAAGGUGGAGGAGAAGAGCGGGGGCACAACCUCUGCUGGCCGGAAGAACUCAGCUGCGCCUCCGCCUAAGAAGAAGGAUGGCGGUUUUGUUUCGGCCACCAGCCACCAGUCCGACACAUCGUCGCUGCAUUCCGCCAACAACCAUCUGUUUCGCGCCCACAUUCUAACCACCGGAGCUUCACCGCGCAGCCGCCCCUCUACCUGUACCUGCAUAGCCUCCACCGUCAGACUUCUACAACUAGUCGCCGCCGCCACCAGUCAUGUUGCAGCCGACAAUAACCAAGUUGUCGCUGGUCAGCCACAACAAACAACCGGAUGCCGGAGCCCCUCUACCGUUGUCGCCAGCGAGAACGCAGUAAAAAAAUUGAAUUUUGAGCAGCGAGGAGAUCCGUCGGAGAUGGGGGAGAUGACAGGCGACCGAGGCGACUUCUUGGAGAUGAAGAAGACGACUGAACAUAGGGGCGUCGGGUGA
Messenger RNA from Striga asiatica, 657 nucleotides. Lineage: Eukaryota; Viridiplantae; Streptophyta; Magnoliopsida; Lamiales; Orobanchaceae. The record is from the annotation of a GenBank genome assembly.